GCUGUUUUGUCUUCAAGCCAAGCAAGGUGGGGUUGGCUGUGGAUGGGGACAGUGCCUGGGUGCCGUCCUGAGGGUGACAGUGUCAUUCCUUUUCCCGGGGCAGCAGGUAGGAUGGAGAGCCCCGUCCCCUAGCUGCCCUGUCACACCCGCCCCGGAUUGGGUUGAGAUCCCACAGCACAGGGCACCUCUCCGUUCACUUAGGCGCAGCCAGCCUGAGAGUGGCGGGCAGUGGAAGGCUCCUGGGUUCUGGACCCGCCCCGGGACUAUGUGGACACUAGGCAGGGAGGCCACCCGAAGUUUUCCUCUCAAACAUUCUAGGGCACCUGUCCGAAAGGACAGCCCGGGCCACCCUGCCACGUCAGAGCUCCAGGGACCUCCCCAGUGAUUUGUGGGUCCUUACUUGUGACCACGUGCUGCAUAUCCCAGCUUUGUCCUAAAGCCCUCAUCCCCGCUGUCGUCUGCGUUCGUUGCGUGGGAUCUCAGCUCGGGACUUGGAAACCUUUGGUGUUUGCUGAGCAGUUGGGAAGCUGCCCCGUGAUCCUGCUCCCAAACUGGCACGGAAGCUCUUCGUGGGCGGUCUUGACUGGAGCACCACCCAAGAGACGCUGCGCAGCUACUUUUCCCAGUAUGGAGAGGUUGUGGACUGUGUGAUCAUGAAAGACAAGACAACCAACCAGUCUCGAGGCUUUGGGUUCGUCAAAUUCAAAGAUCCAAACUGCGUGGGCACAGUGCUGGCCAGCAGACCACACACCCUCGAUGGCCGAAACAUCGACCCAAAGCCAUGUACGCCUCGGGGGAUGCAGCCGGAGAGGACGCGGCCAAAGGAAGGCUGGCAGAAAGGACCCAGGAGUGAUAACAGUAAAUCAAAUAAGAUAUUUGUCGGUGGAAUUCCUCACAAUUGUGGUGAGACAGAGCUCAGGGAAUACUUCAAGAAAUUCGGAGUGGUCACGGAAGUGGUCAUGAUCUACGACGCGGAAAAGCAGAGGCCUCGAGGUUUUGGAUUUAUUACUUUCGAGGACGAACAAUCAGUGGACCAGGCUGUCAACAUGCAUUUUCACGACAUCAUGGGCAAAAAAGUGGAAGUUAAACGGGCCGAGCCACGGGACAGCAAAAGCCAAGCGCCGGGCCAGCCGGGGGCCAGCCAGUGGGGCAGCCGGGUGGUGCCCAGUGCUGCCAACGGCUGGGCAGGUCAGCCCCCGCCCACGUGGCAGCAGGGGUACGGCCCGCAAGGGAUGUGGGUGCCGGCAGGACAGGCGAUCGGUGGCUACGGACCGCCCCCCGCGGGAAGAGGAGCCCCCCCGCCGCCCCCGCCCUUCACCUCUUACAUCGUGUCCACCCCUCCUGGAGGGUUCCCCCCUCCCCAGGGCUUCCCCCAGGGCUACGGAGCGCCCCCGCAGUUCAGUUUUGGAUACGGGCCUCCACCUCCCCCACCAGAUCAGUUCGCCCCCCCGGGGGUCCCCCCACCACCAGCCACUCCGGGGGCUGCACCUCUGGCCUUCCCACCGCCUCCGUCUCAGGCCGCCCCGGACAUGAGCAAACCGCCGUCGGCACAGCCCGACUUCCCGUACAGCCAGUACGGUUACGGACAGGACUUGGCGGGCUUCGGACAGGGCUUCUCAGACCCCAGCCAGCAGCCCCCCUCCUAUGGGGGCCCCUCGGUGCCCGGAUCGGGGGGUCCCCCCGCCGGCGGAAGUGGCUUUGGACGCGGUCAGAACCACAACGUACAAGGAUUCCACCCCUACCGACGCUAGCCGCAGCACCUUGAGGAUGUCAGGCGGCGGAGGCCAGGAUUCAAACUUGUGAACUCGUGACAAUCACAGACUUGGGGAAAAUACCAACUGGAGCGUGGGGGGCUUCUGGCGGUGGCUGUGGGCAUCUGGACCGAAGUUUUUAAACGUAUUCUUUCUCUAACCCAUCAGCUCAAUAAAAAAGUCACUGGUUCAACAACAGGGUUAAAAAAAUUCUUCAGCUUUAAUUCAAAACUUCAGGUUUCUUUUUCUUCCUUUUUUUUGAAAUUAUUUUCCUGAGCCUUUAUUUUACCGUAUAUUGUAAACUUUUAUGUUAAAGAAAAAAAUAUACAUUUACAAAUUGUGAGAUUUUUAAGAGAAAUUUUCUACAAUGUAUACUCGCUUAUUUUUUAAUUUAAAACAGGGUUUCUGUCGGCACUGGUGGAGGUGAGGGGCGUUUUUAGUCCCUCACUCCUGGCUUUGAGGGUUGGGACUCGUUGGUCCAGAAACUCUGGGAGCUUAAAGAAGAAAUCUACUGAGUGUGUUUUGUUUUUUGUUUAUUCUUUGCUUUUGUCGACUGGCGUGCCUGGCCACAUCUGCAGGUGCGCCGUGGGGCCGCGCUCGCCUGCGUCCGCCCUGGCGUCAAGGACCAGGAGGCCGGGCCAGCCCAUCUCCCGCGCUUGGGGCUUCAGGGCGUCCCCGCUGACCGGUUUGAAUAAAGAAAGUGCGUUUGGAUUAGAAA
Molecule: messenger RNA, 2469 nt
Organism: Kogia breviceps (pygmy sperm whale)
Lineage: Eukaryota; Metazoa; Chordata; Mammalia; Artiodactyla; Physeteridae
Gene: DAZAP1
Product: DAZ associated protein 1
Biological process (GO): central nervous system development; regulation of translation
Cellular component (GO): cytoplasm
Molecular function (GO): mRNA binding
Source: RefSeq, a predicted model, not a curated record